AUAGUUUAACAGUUAUUUAUUUAUUCAUUCAUUUUACAAACAUUUCUAAUGUAUAUUUCAAGUGAUAUAAUUUUUUAAUACAUAAUAAAAAUAUAUAUUGCCAAACAAUAAAAUAUUGGAUAAAAAAAGCAUUCAUUAAAUAAAAUAUAAAUUUAACAGAACUGUUAACUUUUAAACCAUUCAGCAUGCCUCAUACAGGACAGGCAGGUGUAAAUCAACUGGGAGGAGUAUUUGUCAACGGACGACCUCUGCCUGACUGUGUCCGUCGGCGAAUUGUUGAAUUGGCUUUGAUGGGCGUUCGACCAUGUGACAUUUCAAGACAACUUUUAGUCUCGCAUGGUUGUGUUUCAAAAAUAUUAACCCGGUUUUAUGAAACAGGGUCUAUAAGACCAGGAUCUGUUGGAGGAAGUAAAACAAAGCAAGUAGCUACCCCAACAGUUGUUAAAAAAAUUUUACGAUUCAAACAAGAGAACCCGUCAAUGUUCGCAUGGGAAAUUAGGGAUCAAUUAUUAUCUCAGCGAAUAUGCGAUCCUCAAACUAUUCCUUCUGUAUCAUCUGUGAAUCGUAUACUAAGAAAUGGAGGUUUGUGGACUGAUGAUGCUCUAACAAACGUUCCAAAUAAUAACAGUAAUGCCAAUAAUUCAUCAGGCUCACAAAACGGUACAGAUAUUGUUCGUGAUCGUCAAAUAGCACCCAAUCAUAGUUCUAAAACUUUACCAACAUCCCCAAUAUAUGGAGCUAAUGAAUUUUUAGCCUCAUAUCGCUAUUCAUUAGGAUCAAACCAUUUAGCUUCAACUCUUCCUAACUCAACAAUAACUUCAAACUUAUCUGAAAAUUCAACAAAACUUGUACAAUAUGCAUCAUCAGCAGAAUCAUGCAAGGCUUCAUCUGAAUCUUAUAACACAAGUUCAAUUCCAACAAAUGACUCUAAUGAAAUGGUGCAUCCAAGCAUGACUCAAUACUAUAAGCAUUGGAUAUGGAGCAGAAAUCUUUUUUGCCCUCAAUUGGCAAAUUCAAAUUAUUCAUACUCAAAUGGAAAUCAAUUACUUUCUCAUAAUUUGCACAACAAUAACUUUAAUAGUCAUAAUAAUAAUAAUUCUGAGUCCUUAAAUUCAAAUUCGCCUGGACAAAUUACAGAAAUAAAUAGCGACGAUUCUUUAGAAAGUCAAGAAAAUGAUAAGGUAAAAAAGAAGACAUCACGUAAAAGAAAUCCAUAUUCUAUAGAAGAGCUGUUGAAAAAACCAGAGAAGAAAAGGAAGAUUAAUAAUAAGAAAGAAAUUUUCGAAACAGUAACGUCGGAAGAAAUAAGCGAUGAGAUUAAUUUAAAUAUAGAAGUUUGUGACUAAAUUAGCAAAACAAUUAACAUAUAAAUAAAGAUAAAUUUAAAUAUUUCAA
Messenger RNA from Chironomus riparius, 1395 nucleotides. Lineage: Eukaryota; Metazoa; Arthropoda; Insecta; Diptera; Chironomidae. The record is from the annotation of a GenBank genome assembly.